Molecule: messenger RNA, 849 nt
Organism: Danaus chrysippus (African queen)
Lineage: Eukaryota; Metazoa; Arthropoda; Insecta; Lepidoptera; Nymphalidae
Source: the annotation of a GenBank genome assembly
AUGUACGUUGUCUGCUAUUCGCAUGCUCCAACUGUGUCGAGUUUCUGUAUAGACAUGUCGUCUGAAAUACGACUAGUACAGGAGAUAGAAAAGUACGAGUGUUUAUACAAUAGCAGCCUACCGGAAUAUAAUCGGAAAGAUUUAACAGAGGAGGCGUGGGCACAAGUCUCCUAUAGCACUGAUUUAUCAGUAGCUGAAUGUAAAGAAAAAUGGAGAAAUAUCAGAAGUUCACUUCUGAGAAACCUUAAGCCAAGUGAAAAGAGUAAAAAACCGUAUUACUUAAUGCCCUUUUUACAUUUCGUAAUACCAUUUCUAAAACCAAUAAACAACCCUGAAGCCAAAGAUGAGCUUAAUUUGCUUAGAACAACAACAAAGGAGCCGGACAUAUAUUUAUGUACUGUGAAAUCAGAAGAUGAGUGUCAAUUAAUGUGUGACACUCAAUCAUUCAUCAAUACAACAGUGAUGUCUGAUGAUGAAACUCAAAGCGAUCCAUUACUGUCCCAAUCAAUUUCUUUGCCUCAAAAGAGAAGGAACAGAGAAAGUACAUACAGCGUUGCGAAUAAAAGAGUUGCUCAAAAAGAAAUUUAUACCGAAUUGAAUAGUUCAAUGUCAACGAUUGAGCCUCCGAGGACUAGUAACGAGUCAACGAGAUAUUUCUUAUUAAGUCUCUUACCAGAAUUAGAGACAAUGUCAGAAGAACAAAUACGACAAUUCAAAAUCAAAACGAUGAUGGCUAUAGACAACAUAAAGUCUAAUGUUGACAAAGAAACUGCUAAUUUUCAAUUGCAUGCGGAGCGUCUUCAAAAGAAACUUAACAAUUUACUCAUAAAAAAUCUUGCCAAAAACUGA